UUGAACUGGCGCAGCUAAGGGUUUAUUUUAUGUCGAUGGCUGGUGGUGCAGAAGCUGUAAUUGGAAUAGUAAAUUUUCUUUGUUUUUAGAUGCUGAGCUGCAAUAACAUGAGGGACUUCACUUGAUGUUCUGGACAGCUGACAACAGACCUCCGUUUGAUUAUAACAAAAAACACCUUUCACAUCUGAUGGAAUGGCUGACGUUCCUAAAUCAGGUAUCCCAGGAUUCUCUGCAUGGCUCGCUCAAGUUUCUGACAGCAUCUCCAGUGGCUUCCGCAGCCUCCAAAAAGGAGCUGUUGACCCUAAGCUGACCGACUCCUCUAAUGGUGAGGUAGUUGUGAAAGUUGAGUGUUCAGAGGUGGACUCUAGUGUUGAUUUGGGUCAGAAGGUAAAGGAUGUUAAUGGGUGUGAAGUGGAUGCUUCCAGCAUGGAUUCCCAGGAGAAACUAGAAGCCUUUCAAACCCAGCUGGCUUUGCGUAGUCUGGGUAGCAAGUUUGAUUCCGACCCCUUUGUUGGACGUCUCACACCCAUCAGUGAGGAGCUAGAUGAGGUGGGGAGCAUGAGGAGUUUGAUGGAUUCACGUUGCUCUAAUUCUGUGAAUAGUUACGGUGAUGACGGUGAGAUAUCCAGUUCAUCAGGCAGCGAGGAUGAAUUGGCGAAGCAGUUUGAGAUCUCUGUCUCGCGUUCACAAAGCUUUCGCUCAGGUGUCACGGAGCUCAACACCCAGAAUGCACCAGGGGAACAGCACAAAUUCAAACGGCUGCUGUCUGACCAAGACGAAGAAAGCACAGAGCCAUCUGACUGCGAAGAAGCUGAGAGAAUCAGUCUACAAGGAUUUCAAGAUCCUCUCUCAUCCAGGCGACGUGUAGGGUCAGAGCCAAGAGACCCCCUAUCGCAUAGCCCCUUACCCGAGCGACGUACCCCCAUAGACCCCCUCUCUUUAAUGGCCGAGCAGAUCUCUAUUGGUUCUCAAGACAUAACAGACAAUCUGGACGUCCUACCAAAGAACGAGGGCAGUCGGAGGGGCAGCGUGGGGCGUCAAUCAUCACGUAGAAGUCUGGCAUUAGACAAUCAGGGUUAUGACAACGCUGAAGCAGCAGAUAGUUACUCUACAUGGAGCCCAGAGCAUGAGCAAUCUCCAUCCCACCCUCUGAGCUCUUCCCCUCACAAUAUCUCUAAAUGCGGUGACCUCAUCAUUGCCCUCGACUACCAGGCUGACACUCACAGGCUCUUGGUCACCGUGGUAACAGCCCAAGGUAUUCCGGACAAGACACGGAGUGGCAUGGACUCCUGGCAAGUGCACGUGGUGCUGUUACCUGGGAAACGUCAGCGGCACAAGACAGCCAUACAGAAAGGCUCCACACCGAGGUUCGAACAGACCUUUCGGUUCUCGCAUCUAGAACCAGGGGAUUUGGAUUCUUCUGUACUUAGGUUCCGUCUGUAUGCGCUUGGGAAGAUGAACAGAGAUAGGAUGAUGGGAGAAGCCUUGUACAGACUGAGCAGAAUGAAACAUACAGAUCAGCUGGAGAUCACGCUGGUGCUGGAACCUCGCAGUAAUCUUAAGACAUUAGACUCACAGAUGUCUUUCAGCACACAGAGCGAAGGUGCUUCGUCAACUCAGUCCAUCACUCACUGUGGAAAUCCAGAGCUGCUGUUGGGUUUAUCAUACAACGCCACCACGGGUCGACUGUCUGUAGAGAUCAUUAAAGGCAGCCACUUCCGUAAUUUUGCUGUAAAUAGACCUCCAGAUACAUUUGGCAAGCUCACACUACUGAACUCAGUGGGACAAGAGAUAUCCCGUUGUAAGACAUCCAUCCGUCGCAGUCAACCGAAUCCUGUCUUCAAGGAGACGUUCGUCUUCCAGGUGGCGCUCUUUCAACUCUCUGAUGUCACAUUAAUGGUCUCCAUAUACAACCGAAAGAACAUGAAACGCAAGGAGAUGAUUGGCUGGGUGUCUCUGGGUCAGAACAGUAGUGGAGAAGAGGAACUUCUUCACUGGCAGGACAUGAAGGAAAGUGGAAACCAGCAGGUCUGUCGCUGGCACACCCUACUUGAGGCUUAAAGGAGAGAGAGAUGAUUCCAUUUGAUGGAAAUAUUAUCACUUGUACUUUGCUGUCUUUGUCUGGGAGGAUAUUCCUUUAGGAAGAAGACAAAUGUUAUAAACAAUGCCAAAUAUACCCAUGGGAUUAAGGUAAAAACAAGCAAUGUUAAGAGGAUCAUGUAAGAAUGGUUACGAAGAUGAGGCAUGCGAUUUUAAACAUUUUGCGAGAAUAUACGCAAACAACACGCAUGCCGCCAACAUACAACUUUGCUUAGGACUAUUCGACAAAGCCCCAAGAAUGAUCUCACAAUUUUGUUUGUAAUACUUUUUAGUUUGCAAUACACAAACUGCCCGCUUCAACUGCUUGCAGCAACCAAUCAAAACUGUGGACAAUAUUACCAGAAGCACUGUGAUUGUUCCUUCGCAAUGUCAAGAAUAGAGGUUUGAUUUAAAAUAAUUAAAUGUCUAUCUGCUAUGAUUUUAAGGCUUAAAAUAAGACCUAUGCCAGUGCCAUUUUAGAUGCUUUGAGAGAUCAAACUGUGUUUGUUGAACUUAUGCACUUUCAUUUACUUUCAUUUUACUAAUGACAUUGAAAUUGUUUUUAUUACAUGCUCAAAACAUGCUACAAUUUACAGCCAAACUAGACAACGUAUAAAAUAAAUGUAUUUGCUCUUUGGAUCACAUCUAGCUACUUUAAUUGUGUAAUGACACAUGCGUGUUCUUAACAAGCAUUAGGCAGAUUCGUGAGACACACUUACUAAAACCCAUCUGUGCACGCAACACCAAGACAUCCAGAGUCUUUCUCACUGUCCACAUGUGCUAACACCAAACUCUUUUGUAUUGCAUGUCUGUAAUGAAGCUGUGCAUAUAAAGUGCCUGGUCAAUCCUAUAGGAGUUUUAAUUUAUAGCCACCAGUGAUAUUGGAGGUUAGCAUGUAAACAGGAACAUUACAGAUGCAUGGACCUCAUCUUUCUCAAAUAAAAUAAAUAGUGCCUGUUCUGCAUGUUUUAAAAUACAAAGUGGUUUUCAAAGAUAAAUGCAUAUAUUUUUGUCUGUCAUUAAAGACAUAUCCAAGAUGCUACUGUUGCUGUUAA
This is a messenger RNA of Paramisgurnus dabryanus, 3134 nucleotides long. RefSeq names its product synaptotagmin XVI (gene syt16). Gene Ontology annotation, molecular function: phospholipid binding. The record is from RefSeq and is a predicted model, not a curated record. Lineage: Eukaryota; Metazoa; Chordata; Actinopteri; Cypriniformes; Cobitidae.